CAAUACAUUUACACUCACCAUUCUCUCUCUAUAUCUGAGUGCGUGAGUGAGUGUUUUUAUUUUCUUUUUUCCCUUUCUAAUGGCGAUUGCUGCUGCGUCUAAACAAGAGCAGACGGCUUCUUCGGAGAGUGUGGCAGCAGAAAAAAAGAGAUGGACACUCAAUGAUUUCGACAUAGGAAAGCCUCUAGGUAGAGGAAAGUUUGGACAUGUAUAUCUGGCAAGGGAAAAGAGGAGCAAUCAUAUUGUGGCGCUGAAGGUGUUGUUUAAGAGCCAGUUGAAACAGUCUCAGGUCGAGCAUCAGCUUCGUCGGGAAGUUGAAAUACAGAGCCAUCUUCGGCAUCCUAACAUUCUACGACUCUAUGGUUACUUUUAUGACCAGAAACGAGUGUAUUUGAUCCUGGAGUAUGCCGCAAAGGGGGAACUCUACAAGGAGCUGCAGAAAUGCCAACAUUUCAGUGAAAGACGUGCUGCUUCUUAUGUUGCAUCAUUAGCUCGGGCCUUGAUAUAUUGUCACGGGAAGCAUGUGAUACAUAGAGAUAUUAAACCUGAAAACCUUUUGAUCGGAGCUCAGGGCGAACUAAAGAUUGCAGAUUUUGGUUGGUCAGUGCAUACAUUUAACCGAAGACGAACCAUGUGCGGCACCCUAGAUUACCUUCCGCCUGAAAUGGUGGAGAGCGUGGAGCAUGAUGCAAAUGUGGACAUAUGGAGCCUUGGAGUCCUAUGCUAUGAGUUUCUCUAUGGGGAGCCUCCUUUUGAAGCAAAAGAGCACUCAGACACGUAUAGGAGGAUUGUCCAGGUGGAUCUUAAAUUCCCUCCAAAGCCCGUAGUCUCAUCAGCUGCAAAAGACCUUAUUAGUCAGAUGCUUGUCAAGGAUUCUUCACGACGCUUACCCCUUCACAAACUUCUCGAGCAUCCCUGGGUCGUGCAAAAUGCUGAUCCUUCGGGUACUUACAGGGUUUGAUUAUUAAUUUCUUCCUCAUGCUAGCGAGAAAUAUCUCAAGCACCCUGAUAAUCGGGUAAUUCGAUGUAAAAUGUCCCUUGUGUCAAAUAUAUCUGAGAUGAUGAUGUGAUCUUGUAAUGAAUAUAAAAAGGGCUUUUCCAUGCAAGAUGCACUUAUUACCGGCUUUCAUCAGGAGAUUUUAAAAUCAGCAAUAUUGCUGCUGAUUAUGUAGUUAAAAAAUCAAUUUAAAAUUCUUCCAAGUUUCGGAUGUAAGCCUUAUUAUAAUUGGAUGGAGGCAUUCUUUUCA
Messenger RNA from Olea europaea var. sylvestris, 1247 nucleotides. RefSeq names its product serine/threonine-protein kinase Aurora-1. The record is from RefSeq and is a predicted model, not a curated record. The coding region runs from base 80 to 961 and encodes 293 amino acids. Gene Ontology annotation, molecular function: protein kinase activity; ATP binding. NCBI's taxonomy places the organism in Eukaryota, Viridiplantae, Streptophyta, Magnoliopsida, Lamiales, Oleaceae. The transcript is spliced from 9 exons. Gene Ontology annotation, cellular component: spindle pole centrosome; spindle midzone; spindle microtubule. Gene Ontology annotation, biological process: regulation of cytokinesis; mitotic spindle organization; protein phosphorylation.